Microdochium trichocladiopsis is the source of this 941-nucleotide messenger RNA. RefSeq lists its product as uncharacterized. The record is from RefSeq and is a predicted model, not a curated record. The coding region runs from base 1 to 888 and encodes 295 amino acids. Gene Ontology annotation, molecular function: DNA binding; DNA-binding transcription factor activity. Gene Ontology annotation, biological process: regulation of transcription by RNA polymerase II. The transcript has a single exon. Lineage: Eukaryota; Fungi; Ascomycota; Sordariomycetes; Xylariales; Microdochiaceae.
AUGAUCGAGGGCGACAGAGGCAGACAAUCACACGCAGCUGUCACCAUGGCUGGCCUCACAGACCCCACGCUGCACCAACCAUCCACACGUACAAUAGAGUGCUGGUCCGGGGACACUCUUGACCUCGGCCGCAUCGAGUUCAGCGACAUGUCCCAGAUGGUCUUUGAUAGCAAAUGCAGCUAUUUGGACGUCCCUUUCCCUGCCGCAGACGGCGGCUUUAUUAUGGACCUUGGGCCCGAGAUGUACAAUAUGCCGUUGCAGCCAUACGAUGUAGUACCCGUUGGUACUAUCGCUGCCUCACAAAUUUCGAACCCUGCUCUUGACGAUAACGCGUGGAGCACACACUCGUGGCCAAUAUCCCCGAUUAGCGAUUCUUCCACCCUUUCUAACAUUGCUAGCGCGUCGAACCACACUAGCCCUAGCGGAAGUACGCUGGAGCCUUCGUCGUUAGCACUUAGGUGCUAUAGCUACCACCAGCUUCAACAGCAACACAGCUCGGAAAUACAGCAGCUCGCCGGCACGAAACACAGGCAUAGCGAGAUACACGUACAUAGCGCAGGGUCGGCAGAUGCAACGGCAAGCUUCGCGUCGCAGUCUACGCCGUCGAAUAGGACGGCCGUUCCAAGCAGCAAUAAGAAGAAGACGAUACGCGAGAAGAACCGAAGCGCUGCGACCAAAUAUCGUAACAAGAUGAAGUGCGAAACCACAGAGCUUCAAGAGACAGAGAAACAGCUCUCGGAGAAGAACAGUACCCUAAGCGCCCACGUUCAGGAAUUACGCGAUGAGAUCCUCGCUCUCAAGAUGGAGAUCCUGCGGCAUAGCACUUGCAAUGACCAGGGCAUCCAGGCUUUCAUCUUGGGGGAGAUUAGGAAGUUAAUUAUGGAUUGAGAAAGAGUCAGUUCAUAUAACUAAGUCUUUCAUACCAAAAUAUUAGAAGAGCA